AUGUUUAUCUCGUCAUACCGGUUUAAGUCUUGGCUGAGGUGGUCGCCGUUGCGCGGCUUCCUGUGCUCGUUGGCGGUCGCCGUCGGCCAGGGCAGCACGUGGCGGGGCCCGCGCGCAGCCUUCCGCCACGGCGGUCUCGUGUACGCGCUCAUUGCGACCGCCGCUUCGGUGGCCCUGGCGCUGCCGCUCGCCACGCUGCAGCUGGCUGUCGGGCAGCUGAGCCAGCAGGACGCCGUGGGCGUGUGGGGGGCGGUGCCCUUCUUCAAAGGGGUCGGUUACCUGAGGCUCGCAAUUUCCAUGCUUACAUCGAUCCAUACGAUUAUUUACGUUGCUCUGAUCACGACCUACUUCUUCUACACCAUAAGUAACUCAAUACCGUUCUGGGAAUGCCAGUACAUAGUAGUACCGGACGAGACCGAAACACGUGCCGCGAACGCGUCGAGCUGUUUCAACGACACGUUCCUGGCGCCGGUGGGCGAGAGGCCCGAGUACUUCGUGGCGCUGGCGAUGAUAGUGGCCGUGCUGUCGGCGGCGCUGCCCCUCCUGCUGUUCGGUCCGCUUAAAAGCGUGAAGCGGCUGUUUUACGCGGCGGGCCCCGCGGUGAUCGUGGUUGGGGUCGCCGUGCUCUCCUCGAUCGGGGACAGGGACGCCCUCUCCGCCUUCCACAGCCGCGCGGAUGUCCAGAGUCUGUUGACGCCCCACGCGUGGUACGGCACCGUCGUACAGGCCCUGGUAGCCUCUCAGACGUCAAACGGAUACCUGAUAUUGGCCGGCGACACCAUCUACUCGAAUAUGGACGUUCAGUGGACAGCAUUGGUGCUGGUGGGGCUGAACGUGGCCGCCGGUUGGGGCGGCCUCCUGUUUUGGUACGCGAUAGUCUCCCCGGGCGAGCUGGACACGAGCCCAGUCGCCGUGCUGGUCGAGACGUACCGCCUGGCAGUGGAAAGGGAGCUCAACGUCGCAUGGCCCCUGCUCAUAUUCUUCAUGCUGUUCCUCUCCGGCAUAGUUACCAUGCUGACGUUGCUUUAUCCGAUAUACGACCGCUGUCGCCGAGUCGGUGGGCCCAAGUGGCGGUACGUGGCGAUCGGGUGCUCGUGCGCUGGCGCUGCGGGGGCGCUGGCGGCCCUCGCCGGGGGCCUGCCCGCCCUCAGCGGCAUAGAGGACGUGGCCGUGCCCCUUCUGAUCGGGGUCGCCACCGUGCUCGAGGUCCUGGCCUUCCUCCUGAUUUAUGGUCGGAAGACGCUCGUGGAGGACGUGGAGUUCCUGAUCGGGGGGCCGAUGAUGAGGUGUUGGACGCCGGGGUGGUUCGCGGUGCCGUGCGCGGUGCUGCCCCUGGGGCUGUGGUGGGCGGUCGAGCUGCUCGCCGAGCCCGCCAAUUGGGCGGCGGGGUCGCGGGGGGCGGUGUGGCUGGUCACCGCCGCUGGGGGCGCUUUCGCCCUCGUGCUCGUGUUCGCGUGCGCGGCCGUCGCGCAGCAGGUGCAUUACGACGCCCUCGCGAAGUUGCAGUCGUCUUUCAGACCGUCGAGGCACUGGGGUCCCCGGGACCCGAUAACGCACUAUUAUUGGCUGGCGCGUCGCGAACAGCUGGAGAGGAACCUGCCUAGGACCGCGUAUAGGCGCCAGCUCGGCCGCUAUUCGGGGGACGCGAGUCGCAUGAACAUCUCCCGAACAGACGUGGCGAAGGAAACGCCUUUGGAGAACAAGAAGCGCUCCAACUCCGACGAUUGGCUGUUCACCGUGUGCAGGAGGAGUUAUUUGAGACAGGCCUACCCGCAGCUCGUCGCUGGAAGAAAUAAAAGAUCCAAGUCCUUAGACUGGGCUGCGUCCUCCAGUUUAGGGUCGAAAGGGUCCAGCGUCUUCGAACAAGGCUCCCAGAUCAUUGCCGUCAGCGACCUAGCCCCAGCUCGCGAGAUAAAUAACAAUGUUUCAGAAUCUAAUAAAAAUUCCGCCGCGGUGACUAGA
Iphiclides podalirius (scarce swallowtail) is the source of this 1962-nucleotide messenger RNA. The record is from the annotation of a GenBank genome assembly. NCBI's taxonomy places the organism in Eukaryota, Metazoa, Arthropoda, Insecta, Lepidoptera, Papilionidae.